This is a messenger RNA of Amorphotheca resinae ATCC 22711, 1311 nucleotides long. RefSeq lists its product as hypothetical. The record is from RefSeq and is a predicted model, not a curated record. Bases 1 to 1311 code for a protein of 436 amino acids. Gene Ontology annotation, molecular function: protein-folding chaperone binding. NCBI's taxonomy places the organism in Eukaryota, Fungi, Ascomycota, Leotiomycetes, Helotiales, Amorphothecaceae. The transcript has 2 exons.
AUGACGCAAGAUUGGGGAAAGCCGGGGGGAGUGAAUCGAUUCAUCGACGGGAUCGGGUCAAGGGCCAAGCAAGGAGAAGAGGUCGCCUCAACGGCUUUGUCGACUACUCUGUCCAUAUCAGAGACAGAGAGACUCGAGUCCUCCACCACCCCACAAACUAAUACCGACGGAGAAGGCACCGAAGGAGCUCAAGGGUAUCAGCCAAGGUGGUUUGCAGCAACUGAGCAUCCCAUGUCAUCCUUAAUUCCACGCCUCCCUGACUCUCUUCAGAGCUACGUCGACACAUCUCUCUCUUCUGUAUCCAAGGCAUACUCUUCGCUGCCCGAACCAGCGCAGCAGUAUAUCAACGCCGCUACUAAAGCCGCACAUCUAGACCAGCUGCCGCCGAGUGCUCUCGCAGGCACCUUACUCAUUCUCCUCACCGCUGCCCUCUCAAUGAAUCGUUUGACGAACGUGUUCCCCUUCGGCGGAUCACGGUUGUCGCCCUUCCGACGCAGCAGCAACAUCCCGAACGUCACCGACGAUGAUUUCUCCUACAUCACAUCCGAUGACCUGGCCCGCGCGCACGACCCGCACCGCUCGGGGACGAGCGCGACGGCCACAGACGACGUGCUGUUGAUCAAGAACAAAGGCAUCACCUAUCCCGUCAAGUUUCCAGCUUACUCAAUUGGAGAUGGGAAAUUACAAGUGAGAGAUAUCAAAGAGCGCGCUGCCAUCGUGAUGGGCUUGCCUGAUGGCAGUGAGAAGAGGUUGAAGUUGUUAUAUAAGGGACAACAACUGAAGGAUGAUUACCGCCCAUGCCGAGAUUACAACUUGAGAAACCAGAGUGAGAUUCUCUGUAUAGUUGGAGAUGCGCCGGCAGACGCGUCCGAGGACUCUGAUGGGAGUGAGAGUGUGGCGGAUUCCACCGGAAAGAAGAAGCGGAAUCGCAAGUCCAAGAAGAAAGGAGGAAAGAGUAGAAAGGGCGACUCAAAGUUGAGCCCUGAUCCAGGCGCCCGCGAAGGAAGCUCCAGACCGGUAACACCAAUCCCGGCGCCAAAAACUGCCAUCGACAAGCUGCAGAGUAUUUCGAGCCAUUUUCACACCAAGAUUCUGCCGCUCUGUGUCCAAUAUACGCUGGACCCUCCACAGGAUCCCAAGAAGAAGGAUUUUGAGCAUAAGAGAUUGACUGAAACGAUUAUGAAUGAGGUUAUGCUGAAGUUGGAUGCGGUGGAGACGGACGGCGAUCCUGAGAUUAGGGACAAGAGAAGGGCGUUGGUUAAGGAGACACAGGAGGUCUUGGAUGGGUUGGAUGAUGCCGCCCGCAAAUAG